Molecule: messenger RNA, 488 nt
Organism: Saccostrea echinata
Lineage: Eukaryota; Metazoa; Mollusca; Bivalvia; Ostreida; Ostreidae
Product: stress response protein NhaX-like
Exons: 4
Coding region: 35-484 (149 amino acids)
Source: RefSeq, a predicted model, not a curated record
CUCGCAUAAUGAAAACAUCUCUAUUGAAAUAACAAUGAAGAAAGUUUUGAUAGCUAUGGAUGGUAGCAAAGAGUCUGUGUAUGCUUUCAAUCAAUACGUUGAAAAAAUACACAACACAAACAACUACGUGAUAUGUGCUCACUGUGCCGAAUACAAAGAGGCGGAUCCUGGAGUUCUCUCCAUUGCACAAGUCGGUUACGAUGUUAUUGAAGGAUUGUUAGAGGAAGACGAAAAGCGUAUACUGUCAAUUUUGGACAAUAUAGAGAGCUUGCUCAUAUCCAACCAGGUAGAAGGAGAGGUGGUCAGGCUGGAAGGUGAUCCCAAAAACGCAAUCAUUUCAAAAGCGACAGAAGUAAACGCAAUCAUGAUAGUGAUUGGGUCACGUGGGCUUGGAAAAAUCAGACGCACGCUUUUCGGAAGCGUCAGUAACUUUGUAAUUCAUCAUUCUCCUGUGCCCGUGGCCACUUGUAAAUACGAAAUAUGAUUUA